Otolemur garnettii (small-eared galago) is the source of this 3393-nucleotide messenger RNA. RefSeq names its product ATP/GTP binding protein like 1 (gene AGBL1). Lineage: Eukaryota; Metazoa; Chordata; Mammalia; Primates; Galagidae. The coding region runs from base 1 to 3393 and encodes 1130 amino acids. Gene Ontology annotation, molecular function: metallocarboxypeptidase activity; zinc ion binding. The record is from RefSeq and is a predicted model, not a curated record. The transcript is spliced from 22 exons. Gene Ontology annotation, biological process: protein side chain deglutamylation; proteolysis; C-terminal protein deglutamylation.
AUGGUUCUACCACUUCACGUGCAGCCAGGACCAUCCUGCCUCCUCUGUCUUAUGUUUUUUCUUAAAUGGCUGCUUCUGUUCUCACUGCAGAGCUCCUCUGACAAGGAAUCCAUCCUGACCAUCCUCAAAGUCCUCGGAGAUCUGCUUUCUGUGGGCACAGACCGGAGGAUGUACUACAUGAUCAGCAAGGGUGGCAGUGAGGCCCUUCUGCAGACCCUGGUGGACACAGCGAGGACAGCCCCUCCAGACUAUGACAUCCUCCUGCCUCUCUUCCGGCUGCUGGCCAAAGUUGGCCUAAGAGAUAAAAAGUUUGGCCAAAAGGCACUGGAACUGGAAGCACUUGAUGUGACCUUGAUUCUGGCCAGGAAAAACCUGUGUGACAGCCAGAACCUUCUCCACUGUCUCUGGGCCUUGCGUGUGUUUGCCUCCAGUGUCACCACGGGAGCCAUGCUGGGAAUCAAUGGAGCAAUGGAACUGAUUUUUGAGAUCCUUACCCCUUAUACCCGGAAGCGGACACGAACAAUCAGGGUAGCCACUGAAGUUUUGGCAGCAUUGCUGAAAUCCAAGUCUAACAGCCGCAGGGCGGUGAACAGAGGCUAUGUCGCCAGCUUGCUCAGGCUGCAUCAGGACUGGCACAGCCAUGACACAGCCAACACGUACAUGCUGAUCCGCCGGGGCUUCCUGCUCUGCCUCAAGCACAUCGUCACCCUUCGGUCUGGCAGGGAGGCCUUCCUGGCAGCCCACGGCAUGGAGGUCCUCUUCAGCACAGCACAGAGCUGCCUGGAGGACAAGAGCAUGGAGCCCAUCAUCUCCAAAGCGCUUCAGAUCCUGAGGCGAUGCUACCCUAAAAGUCCACUUCCUUUGGUCACGGGCAGCAGUGCUUAUGCCUUCCUGGUCCCUGGGAUCAUCACCUCUGAACCUCCAUGUGCUCUAACUGAAGGGGAUUUUGAAGAUGAAAGUGAUGAAGAGGUGGACAGAGGUUCAAAUUCUGAAGAUGUGAAAGAAGAAGAUGAUGACUUGGAAACAGAUGUGGACAAGCUGAUUUCCAAACCUGGUCUUGACCGACCUGAAGAGGAACUGAAGCAAUAUGAGAAAAUGUGUCAUGAGCUCUCCUGCAGCUUUGAGGAACCAGUGUCCAAAUUUGGAGAUAAUUGGAACUUUGGAGAGAUUCAGUGUGUCAAUCACCAACACAUUCCGAUGGCUGCUGCCUCAAGGCAGCGUUGCUUCAAUAAAGACCAAGAAAGAGAAGACACAGUCCAGGCUUCCCUUCUGCGUGUGGUGAAGAUGGGGAGGUCUUCCAUGCCCCUGGCCUCCAGAAAAGGACCCAUAACAAACCCGUACUCAAAUGUACAAUCCAAUAGUCUGGGGAGAGAUUCUUCUGGAAGUAAAAUCCCCAACAAUCAGGCUUCCCUGAAAGAGCAUGCCUGGGACAUAGAUGCCAUGUUCUGCUCAAGGAUAGGUGCCGCCUUCUCCAGUUCAGCUAGAUCCAGAGAAACAGUGGAAGUAAUGGAUAAGCUCCUGGAGACACAUCCCAAGCAUAUACCUUUCCAUGACCCUUAUCUUUAUAUGGACAAAGCCAAAGGAACCAGCUCUGUGGUGGACUUCAAGAUGAUGGCAUUUCCUGACCUCUGGGGACACUGUCCACCUCCCUCUGCCCAGUCCAUGUUGGAACGCAAAUGUGGAGUCCAAAGGAUUAAGAUAUUAGAGGAUGUCCGGAGGCUUAUCCAGCCAAGUGAUGUUAUAAAUAAAGUUGUCUUCAGUUUAGAUGAGCCUUGGCCUUUGCAAGAUACAGCUUCUAAUUGCUUGAGGUUCUUCUCCAAAUUUGAGUCAGGAAAUCUUCGCAAAGCCAUUCAAGUGCGAGAGUGUGAGUAUGACUUGUUGCUCAACGCUGAUGUGAACAGCACUCAGCACCAGCAGUGGUUCUACUUUGAGGUGAGCGGGAUGCGUGCAGCCGUCCCUUACCGCUUCAACAUCAUCAACUGUGAGAAGCCCAACAGCCAGUUUAAUUACGGGAUGCAGCCAACCCUGUAUUCCGUGAAGGAGGCUCUUCUUGGCAGACCCACCUGGAUACGGACAGGCCACGAAGUCUGUUACUAUAAAAAUCAUUACUACCAGAGUGCAGCUGCCACAGGAGGAACAUCUGGGAAGUGUUAUUAUAGCCUCACCUUUGCUGUCACCUUCCCGCAUAAUGAGGACGUCUGCUACCUGGCCUACCACUAUCCCUACACCUACACAGCCCUCAUGACUCACCUGAAUAUCCUGGAAAAAAGCAUUAACCCCAAGCAGGUCUACUUCCGGCAGGACGUUCUCUGCCAGACAUUGGGAGGGAAUCCGUGUCCACUGGUAACCAUCACAGCCAUGCCUGAGUCCAACAGCACUGACCAUUUGGAGCAGUUCCGUCAUCGCCCAUAUCAGGUGAUAACUGCCCGAGUUCAUCCAGGAGAGAGCAAUGCCAGCUGGGUGAUGAAGGGGGCCUUGGAGUUCCUGGUCAGUGGUGACCCUGUGGCUCAGCUCCUGAGGGAAAACUUCAUAUUCAAGAUCAUCCCUAUGCUCAACCCAGAUGGUGUCAUCAAUGGCAAUCACAGAUGCUCACUGAGAGGGGAAGAUCUGAACCGACAGUGGCUGUGUCCCCGUGCCUAUCUCCAGCCAACCGUCUACCACGCCAAAGGGCUCCUUCACUACCUCAGCAGCCUUGGCCUGAGUCCCGUGGUCUUCUGUGAUUUCCAUGGCCACUCCCAAAAGAAAAACGUGUUCCUUUAUGGCUGUAGCAUCAAGGAGACCUUGUGGCAAGCAGAGUGCACCGUGGGCACAUCUACUCUUUUGGAGGAUGUCAGCUACCGGACUCUUCCCAAAAUCCUUGACAAGCUAGCGCCGGCAUUCACGAUGAGCAGCUGCAGUUUCCUCGUGGAGAGAUCCCGAGCCUCCACGGCCCGGGUGGUGGUGUGGAGAGAGAUAGGGGUGUCCAGAAGCUACACCAUGGAAAGCAGCUACUGUGGCUGCAACCGGGGCCCCUACAAGGGUCUGCAGUUUGGUACCCGGGAACUGGAGGAGAUGGGAGCCAUGUUCUGCUUGGGCCUCCUCAUUUUGGAACUCAAAUCUGCAAGCUGCAGCCAUCAGCUCCUGGCCCGCGCUGCGGCUCUGCUGAAUGAUGAGGAAGAGGCUCUGGAUCACCACCUGCAGCGAUGCAGCAGCAGCAGCAGCAGCAGCAGCUCCUCAGAAGCUGAUGAUGAGCCCCCCUGCAUGGAGGAGAUUGAUUACAGUGCAGACAGCAGCUCAGACCAGGAGGGGGGCUUCUCUGAGCUGGACCGGCGGAUCCAUGAGAGUGCCAUCUAUAAGGACGAGGGAGACGAAGAAGAAGAGGGACCCAGGCAGGGAAGAGAAGCCAUCCCGUAG